CAGUGCGUCGUCUCGUUUCGUGUGGAUAAGAGUCGAAGUGAAUUGAAUUGGCGAACAUCGAGCAGAGUGUUGUUAGUGUCGUGCGAGUUUGUUUGGGAAAAAUGCUAUUGAACGGAUAAAUACAUGCAUAGAAUAAAAAAUUAUGCAUGAGCAAGAAUUAAAAUGAAUUAAUGGUGUAAUAGUUGACUGGAAAAGUGGUUUUCAAAGAGUAGCAGAUGUGUGGAAAAAGUGGAGUUGAAGAAAUGCAAAGAAUGUGAAGAAUUUUAGAAUGCGUGGAAAGAAAAUAAAGUGACACAAAGUGUGCAAGUGCAUUGACAAACAAUGGGCGGUGAGACAACGCAUAUGCAGUUGUGAGUGGAGUGCAACGGAAAAGAAUCAAAGCAAAAUACGACUGAAGCCUCGAGUGUAGAACGAUUCCAACGGAAAUUUAAAUAAUUCAUAGACACAUAAAAAAUAUUCAUAAUCGUAAAAAAUGCCAAGCAAACCGAUUCUUUAUAUGCUACAAUAUUAAAACAACACGCAUUGGCUGUUAAAAUAACAACAACAACAAUCACUUAAGCAAUACAUUUAAUAUAUUAUAUUUAAGGCAACAGCAGCAGAAAUUUCAUGCCAAGUAUAAAUUGAAUAAGAUUAACUGCGAACAUUGGAGCAUGUGAAUAAAGCAACAACAACAAAAUUGCAUCUCAUCAACUAAACAAAAAAAAACAAAAAAUAAGAAACCAUAAAAUUUAUGCGUUCGCUGACGUUUUGCAAACCGUUAGAAUUUUUCACACGCUCUGGGCGCUAACAUAAUGGCAGCACGGUGAACGCAGAGUCGCAAUCGGACUGAACAAGAAGUGGAUGUGCACCAGUAGGAGGCCACAACACGCAGAGGGGAAAAGACGUCAAAAUAAAGUAGCCAACAGCUAAGUUCAUUCUAAGUGCAUUGGCGGCCAUUUACAGCGGCCAACAAAGAGCUAUUGUGUAUUUUAUAUACCGCUGUGGGAUCUAUGCGCGCGUGUGUGUGUGUGUGUUAGUGAGGUGCAUAAAAAGCGCAAACAAAAAGCAACACGCGAAACCGGUUACUUGUUGCAGUAGUAUUGAACCCUUUCGUGCAAAAAAUAAAUAAACAAACAAAACAAAAAGACAGCAGGUUAUUAGGCGGCCACGGCCAGGCCUGACGGAAGGCAAGCGGUGAAUUUCGGAAAUUCGCAAAACACAAGCAAACAGCAACAGAAACAAAAACAAAAACAAGAAAACAAAGAGUCAGAACCAGUCAGAAGUUAAAAGUUGUUUGCUGCUAAAGUCGAAAGGAAAAAAAAACAACGAGUAGCCACUGCAGUUUGAGCAGCGGCGCGACCGCAGUAAAACUACCAGCAGUGGUGGCAGUGGAGCAGUAGUGGCAUUUGUGGCAGCGCGACGACAACAUCGUGCAAAUCCCAAGAAGCGGAAAUCGAAACUCAAACAACGAAAAGGAAAACAACAACAAAGCUUUAGCUCUCAAGUAGGCGAGUGCAUACUGCCGACGGCUAACGAGCAAAUGAACAAAUAAACUGAAAUGCGACACUCUGUGUUGGCUGAUUUGGGGUAAUGAAAAUGUGAUGCAUUUUUUACAAAGUUGACAUUAAAUUUUUGCCUGCAAUGCGCCGUAAAUUGAGAAAUUAAUUUUAGAAAAGUGAAUGGAACGUGAAAACGAAUUGUGAAAAUAAAUAGUGCGACUAGGGAAGACAAUCAAUUGAAUGUCAGUGGAGAAUUGUGAGGAGAGAAGUGUAAAAAAUGUGAGCAACAAAUUUAGUGAAAACGAAAGAAAACAUUUUUAAUACGAUUUGCAAAUAGUUUUGAAUAAAAAAUUUUAUAAACGGAAAAAUUCGAUUUUUUCGAUAAUUGACUCUAUAAAUUCUUAAAAUAUUAAAAGAUUGAAGAGAAAUUAAUUAAUAAUUUUGCGAAUUAGUAAAAGAAAUAUUUGAUCCUUUUAUUCCUGCAUGGAACUUAGGGCCUCCUAGUAAAAGAUGACCAGUAAAGUUUAUGCUGCUGCCGUUGUCGCGUUUUUAAGCAAAAAUUUACACAACAAAUAAUGCAAUAAAGUGUUUGAUAUUUUCAUUUCGGUGAUUAAGUGAGCAAACAUUAACUAAAGCGAUUGCGUGUGUGAAAAUUAAUAGAACUAAUACAAAAAAUAAGAAGAAAUUAAUAGCGCCUGCCUAAAAGAAUGAAUGAUUGAAAAUAUUAAAAAUAAGUGCAUGAGAAUUUAUUAUUCGUGAAAUUUUCUGCUAAUGCAUGCCCAAAAAUUUGAGAUAAAAAUAAAAAUAAAUUGCGCGAAAUACAAAAAAAAAAAACUAUCCGUAUGAAAUUAAUCGUUCAGUCGCUCUGUGCCGUGAAACUUAUAUUUUAAAGCUGUGCGUUUUCAAAUUAUUGCAUAGAAAAAAAACUGAAAAUGAUUGCUUAAAAACAUUUAAGAAAAUUUAAUUCAAAAUUGCAUAAGAUUUAUUAUAAAAUUUAUUCGCAAAUCCAUUGAAAAUCAGUGCUUAUUUGUGUAAUGUCAUGAAAUUACAAAAAAAAAACGUGAAAAGUGUGCGAUUGUAAGAAACAGAAAUUGUGGCGAAAAAGCGGUAAAAAACUGAAUAAUGUUUCAAUGCGCUGUUUUCUUAAAUAAAAUUGUGACUUUUCACAACGAAAUUUUACUAUAAGAAAACGUGAAUUGAUUUGAAAAACUGGCGCAAUAGGAAAAAGUGCAGCAUGUGGCAAGGUGCUUGAAGUGAGCAGCUACUCCGACUAUCGCAUAAAAAUAACUGUGAAGUAAAAGUGUUUUGAUUACUUUGACUCAGUGCGUUAACUUUGCAAAGUUACUACGAAAAAUAGUUGCAUGUAAAUGCUUCAUUGUGUAUGUGUGUGUGUGUAAGUUAGUUUCGAUUAAGUGAAGUGAAAACAAUGUCUGCCAUCUCAAAAACCACAGCAACAACAGCAACCAAAUCAAGCAAUAACGCCAACACUACUGCCACCACCGCCAGCAGCACCGCCACUAGCAUUCCCAACAACAACAGCAGCAGCAAUAACAGCAGCGGUAUUCAUACUAGCGUACGCAGCAAAAUAAACACUCCUACAAAUAGCAACAACAACACUGCCACAAUAAAUACCUCAACAGCCAAUACAUUCUCGUGCAUAAAGACAGCUGAAGCCACUCCAGCAGUGCCACCACUUUCGCUAUUCGACCAGCUUAAGAAUAGCGCAAAUCUCAAUAACAUCAAAUGCAGCAACAUCAACAGCCUAUUCAAUAGCAGCAAAUUUAAAACCCAAAAGAAUCUCACCGAUUGGCGUAGAUUUGCCGAGGAUGAUAGCAGCAAUAAUAGCGACACCAGCAGCAGCAGCAGUAGCACUAGCAGCGGUGUCAGCGAUGUCGGCCUCAGUCGCGGCUUUGGCGCUCAUAUUCGUUUGAGCGAAAAUUCGAUUAAAGACUCUUUUCAGCAAAAGUUUGUUGCCUCCGUUUUGGGCAACAGCAGUGAGAGUUUGAAAUCAACGAAAAAAGACUCGCCGCAACUGGUGGCCGUAAAACUAAGCAAUGCAACAAUUAGCAGCCAGAAUAGCGCUAGCAAAAUGAAUACAAAGGCAGUGGAAGAUGCGUCGCCUGCAACAAAGCCGCUUGCGGGCGCAACAAAUGUCGCCGACAAACAAGAAUCGGAGGCGUGUAGCCACAUUUUAGAUCUCACUUUGCAGCCCACCAAGCGUAAUAUGAGCCUUAGAGCGCCAGCAAUAGCAACAAAAAUAAACGCCGAGGCCGAGACAAAGACCAGCAAGCCAACACCAGUAGAUAUCACCAAAAACGCCACAGCAGCAACAGUUGUGGAUAAGACAAACAGUAACACCUCCAUUAAGGGCAACAACAACAGCAAUGGUGGUAAUGUUGUUGCGCAGGUCGAUAGCAAAUUGUCCAGCACAACCGCAAACGCCCCCAAUGUAGUUAAUCAGCCUGUUCAGGGCGAGAGGGAAAGUGUCAGUAAGAAUGUCAACAGCACUGGCAGCAGCAACAGCAACAGCAACAAUAGUCUCGGCCACAGCAGCACUAAUUGCGUGUCAACAUCAUUGACGAGCGCGAGCCAGCAACAACAAACACAAGAAGAGCAGGAGCAGCUGCAAAAGCAAAUAAAAUUCUCGAUGCCGACACUGCCACCGCCCUCAGCAAGCACGGCUGUGGCAUCUGCAACGAGGUCUGCUAUGGAUAACAAAAACAAGCCAUUGACUGUUGGUGGCUGCGUGGGUAUUGUGCGUGGCACUAAAAGAGGCGCCGGUGCCGCCGCAUUAGCAACAACAAGUGAAGCGGGGGAAACUGCCACCUCAAUGUUGAACCAUUUCACCACACCUGCAUCGGUGGCCCCAAUGGCGGCACAUUAUUUCGCACAGAACAAACGACAAAAACAAGGCACGCCCACAGCCGCAACAGCUGCAACAACAGCAGCACACUUUUCCACUGGUUUGCUUAAUGACCAACAACAAAAACAAUACAUGGAAAACUUGAAAGCCCUACUCGAUUCCGAUAAGCUGAGCUCGGUUUACGCGCAUCAUCAGAAUGGCAACGAUCUCAAGGCCGUCGUCUAUUCGGCGCUUACGAGCGCUUUGUGCGGCGGCAAUAGUGCAACGGCGACAGCGGCUAGCAAGCUUUUGGCUGCCGCCAAUCAGGCAAAGAAGAAACGCAAGAAGAAGCGGUGCACGGAUCGAUGCGAUUCAUCGGAAUCAUCUGACAGGUAAGCGAGAGUUGUGUAUAUCUCACAUCUGUUAUCAGGAACUCCGUUUGCCGGAAGUGUUCAAAGUGCAAGCCUAGUCAUCGCAGCCACUUAAAAUGAUGACUAAACAACAAAUGCACGGAGCUGGGCACGCCUCUUUCUAAUAAAAAUACCCACUAUGAUUAUAUUUUGCAAUGGUGAGUUAAUCUCAGUGCAGAACCUAGAGAAAUUCCUGCUGCCGGAAAGCACCGCAGAACAUAAGGCUUGAGAAUUAUAAUUAGUUCCCAUCGAUGCUCGUUUUCCGGCUGUUCGUUUGCAGUUACAAUUUCUCACUUUGCAUGGCAACACAUUUCUAUUUUUAAAAGCUACUUGACUGCGGCAUAACGUAAUUGUGUUUAUAGUUAAGCGAUUGCAAAAACAAUUUUAUGAUUGAAAAAAAUUACAUCACCAGCAGCAUUGCCGCAAAACAAUGUAAAUGUGUACGAACAACAAAACUAUUCCAACUACCAGUUGUUGUAAGCUCGUGUAUGAAAUUGCAUAGCAAAUCGCGUGAACGCCAACGAUGAUGUGUAUACGCUUUUAAGCGGUCAUAAAAAUAUGGCAAAGAAAAAAAGUUCAAUAAAAAAUCAACUGUGCAACUAAUUGUGUGGUUAAUGAAAAAGUGAAAUUGAGCUUGGGGUUUAGCUGAAUCAAUUAAAAUGUUAUUACAUAAAUUAAUUUUUUAAUAACUCAAUUAAACGAAUGUAUGGAUUAGAUUAAUGUAAAGGGGUGAUCAAGCCACAUUUUAUAGUAUUUUUAUAUUUGGUGUGAAGUUUUUAUUAGUCUCAUUUGUGAUUACAAAAGCUGAACGUUUUUUUUUUAACAAGAACUAUUUGUCUUCACGAUUUCAUGUUUAUUACAUUUGUUUUACUCUUCCUGUCAACCCACUGCAAUAAGAAUAUUGAGCUGCAAAGCAAAUAAAUACUUCCACAUACGCCAGCAAAUGAUAAAAAAGGCAGAACACAAAAAAUGGUCUGCAAUAAACCACGGAAAAUUGCCGCAACGAAUGAGAUUGCAAAAUUCGAGGAGUGACACUCAAGGAUGCCAACCAAAGCGCAGAAAAUAAGUGCAAAAAUAAAAGUAAUAAAAAGAAAACAAAUCUUACGAAAUGCCAAAGCAAAAGCAAUAUGCUAACUUUCAACGCUCCAUCGCUUUUGAGUCGCAAGUGUAGCCAUAAAAAAGGUUUGUCGUGCGGUUGCUGGUAUCCAUAACGGCCACAAACACGAUGUUUUCUGUAUAUAAUACAUAAUUUUAACAGUUGUACGUCAACAGCUCCAAAUAUAUUGGCCAAAUAAGGAACGAACUGGAAAAAGGCACUCAAAUAAAUGCAGACCAGACUGUCUGGAAGGGCAGACCUGAUCGGAAGGCGGCAAAUGGAAAGAAACACGAGAGGUGGCAAAAACACAUAAAAUUCAAUAAAAAACGACUAAAAUACAGCUGUGCAAAAUCAGCAGAUUUAUGCUGCUUAGAUGGUUGACGAAAGGAGACAGAACAGCCGACCGACCGACCGACCAACCGUAGCAAUAGUCGCAGGAAGUUGCUCAAGCAGGCUGAUACGUAGUAAGUCAAAUAUGCGCAUAAAGCAGAUAUGUGCACAUCUUUGUGCGCGUGUAUGGUGGCAUUCCUCUGAGCUUCUCCUUAUGCCUGGCUAUUUUGCCAACUGACCGCUUGCCUAACUGUUUAAGAAGCAGCUUAUAAGCCAGUCACUUCUUUCAGAUGCCUGCAUUGAAAGCCUUUCUUGCGCAUCGCUACUGAUUUUGGCAGGCUAUGGGCCCUGAAGUAAUUGAGUUUGUUUUUCAGUUGCCUUAUCGUUCUGAAAGGCUUGCAAUGAAAACGAAAUGAAAUCGUGUCGAGUAUCAGACAUGAGAUUUAGUAAAGCUUUAAGAGUAGAAGUUGCCAACAAAAGAAACUUCAGCAAGGGACAAAAAGAAGUUUUCUUAUAAAUGGGUAAAGCUAAAUAAGUUGCCUAGAAGCGCUUAUGUCAGCCUAGCUGAAUGGACAGGGGGCAGAUACCUUUAACGGCCAUAUUUUCCCUGAUUUUUAUUGAGAUUAUUUAAAAGAAGAGAGAGAAGAAAGAAGUCAAUAUAUUUUUUUCAAAAUUGGCACACAGUUUAUUUAGUAGUUUGUAGUUAUAAAAUAAUAUAAAAUUUGUUUUUUUUUUAAUCAUUUAAAAUGGCGGAUGUACACUCAAUUCUUCCGGGAAGAUUACAGUGGGGCUUCUCAAUCGGUGGGCAUUGUAGCAUCGGCGUCAGUUAACUAAAUACAAAAAACUAAAUAUUUUUUUGUUUAUUAAUGUCAUAAUUUCUAUAUGAAUUAAACAAAAAUGAAAAAAAAAAAUUCGCGGAAUAAAAUGCUUAAAAACAAAUUAAUUUUGGGACGAAUUUUCCUACUAUUUUUUGCUUCGAAAAAAUAAUUUUUUCCAAUUAUAAAUUCACAUAGAAAGUAAUAUCAUAAAAAAGAUGUGCGCCAAAUUUCAGGGAGAUCGGUCAAUAACUUUUCGAGUUAUCGUGCACGCCAAUUCGAAAAAUAUAGUUUUGAGAAAAACGCGUCUAAGUCGGCAAUGUAAUUAUACCUCUCCCGGCGCUCGAACGCAAAGAAUAGAGUCGUCACGGUUGACGAUUUAUAAUAUAAGAAAUACUUAAAUUUACGUUCUAAAAAUUUGUUGAAACAUUCUCAAAGGAUUAUAUUAACAUUAAAUGAAAAAAAAAUUUAAAUUUUACUGGUAUCUGUCCCUUUAAAAUAGUUUCAUGAAGUUAUGGACUUUGAGCGGGAAAAUGAACCACUCGCACUUGAAAAAUAUGAAGCAAUAAAAGGGUUAUGGAGUUACUUAAGCUGCACCAGAAUGUUAGCCAAAAUUUCCUUGUAAACAUUAAAAUCUUUGAGAAAAAUUAUAUUUAGGGAAGACGGAAAAGCAGCAGAGGUUUCCUUCGUAGUAAAACCAUUUUUUUUUUUUACUUUUUCAGUUCAUUUAUCUUCUCGAUAUAUAUUUAAAGGGCUACUUUGGUAAGAAAAAACCUAAUUUUUCAUUAUUUGUCUUCGGUUAAAUAG
Messenger RNA from Anastrepha ludens (Mexican fruit fly), 7778 nucleotides. RefSeq lists its product as uncharacterized. Lineage: Eukaryota; Metazoa; Arthropoda; Insecta; Diptera; Tephritidae. The transcript has 3 exons. The record is from RefSeq and is a predicted model, not a curated record. The coding region runs from base 2905 to 4716 and encodes 603 amino acids.